Messenger RNA from Plectropomus leopardus (leopard coralgrouper), 536 nucleotides. The record is from RefSeq and is a predicted model, not a curated record. NCBI's taxonomy places the organism in Eukaryota, Metazoa, Chordata, Actinopteri, Perciformes, Serranidae.
UACUCAAUCAGAAUUAGUUCAUACUGUUAGACCAACUCAGUCAAAUGUGUUUUGUAGUCGAACAGCCUCUGUCAGAGUGUGCUGUCAGUGUAUUCUCCCACUUAGUUGUGGUCUGUAUGCUGAGCACUGUGUUUGUGUGUGUGUGUGUGUGUCUCUGUGUGUGUGUGCACAGGGACAGUUUGUGGUUGUGUUUGCUCAAUAGUGGCACCAGCUUUGUUUCCGGCUUCGCAGUCUUCUCAGCUCUGGGCUUCAUGGCCCACCAACAGGGAAUUCCCAUCAACAUGGUGGUUGAUUCAGGCCCUGGACUGGCAUUCAUCGCAUUCCCUCAGGCUGUGGCCAUGAUGCCCCUGCCUCAGCUGUGGGCCACCUGCUUCUUCCUUAUGCUCAUCCUGUUGGGACUGGACACACUGUUUGUAGGUUUGGAAACAAUUACAUCGACAGUGAUUGACAUGUUCCCGGGACAGCUGCGCAGACCCUGGCGCAGAGAAAUCUUCCUCAUCAUCUUCUGCUCUAUCAGCUUCAUCAUCCAGAUCUCU